Molecule: messenger RNA, 1361 nt
Organism: Bipolaris maydis ATCC 48331
Lineage: Eukaryota; Fungi; Ascomycota; Dothideomycetes; Pleosporales; Pleosporaceae
Source: RefSeq, a predicted model, not a curated record
AUGGACGCGCCAGACAGUACCUACAGUGGCUUCUUGUCCUUGCCCACUGAGAUACGAUGUCAGAUCUACGAUUAUUUGCUUGCUGAAUCAUACGCCAUUACCAUCAGCGCCGCAUACACGACUUGUAAUGGUGUUCGGAUACAAGGCCACACUCGCAAGACCGAGAUUCCAGGUUUGCCACUUCAUCUCGCGCCAAUAGCACGACGCGGCCACGCCGCAUCCCUCCUCUCCGUCGCGAUGCCUCCAACGAUCUGCCUUGAAGAUGGACAGAUGGUCGAUAUUGAAAGCGAGAAUCUGGGGCUCUCGGCACCAUUGGCACUGUCAUUGACUUCUCAUCUGGUCAAGGACGAGCUGAGAGAUUGCAUGCGGAGGCGAAAACAUAUGUUGGAUGCACGAGCCGAGUAUGACGACGAUGGUGUUCUUCGAGACGACGAAGAGAAUACUGAAGGCAUAUCACUCCAUGUGUCAUACCCAUACGGAGUUCUGGUCUUGAAGAGUCAGUAUCCAUACUUGCUAAAGCAAGCGCGGAGAGUCUACGUUUCUGGCUAUUACACGCCUCUUCUCGAAGAAGAUUCAAUUGUCCCAGAUCCUAGCGACAGCGAGCAUUUGACACCAUCAAACAGCCUUGCGGCACCUUCUUUCAAUACUCCAGCGUCGGGCCCUUCAACGAGCUUCAUAGCUGCAUCUAGCAAUUCCUCAAGACGACCUCCCCGCCACGGCGCAAAUAGAAGCCCUUCUCGUCCACGCCUUCGCAUGGGCGCGCCACUCCCACGCCAAUCACGUCACGUCUCACACGUCACCACGGCUUUCCCUGUAUUUUCCAAAUCAACCGCAACACACGCUCCAACUGCCCUCGCACACCUCGUCUCUACCAUAAUGCCCAAAACCCCUGGGUCUCUUACAAAAUUCACGGCGCGUAUCCUCUUUCCGGGUGAGAAUACGUAUGGCAGCGUUUGGGGUGACGACAACAGCCCCGUCACUCACAUCUUGCGCAGCAUCUGCGGUGGCAAGAUUGAUAUGAAAGUGCUGAGGUGUAAUUUAGGCACGGGGCUUAAGUUAACGGCAAGACCAAAACCAUGGAGUCGCAUCGUGAGCACGAGCUGGGUCAAUUGGAGGAAGGGAGAUUUCAUGGUAGAAGGUAGCCCCAAUGCUGCAAGAAGGGCAAGUGGGUCACUAAGUGUGAAUGAUUUGGAUCAGUUUUUGAGAGGCGUUCAAUGUGGUGCGUGAUGAGAAUUCUUUGGCAUCGAAUCCAUCAACUCGAUAUGUUUAUGACUUGUACUAUACAAUGCAACGUACGACUAUGGCCGCUCUUAACCCGGAAACUAGUGAUCUACUGAGCAAUCUACAAGCUAUUUUUCUUU